Molecule: messenger RNA, 1979 nt
Organism: Paramisgurnus dabryanus
Lineage: Eukaryota; Metazoa; Chordata; Actinopteri; Cypriniformes; Cobitidae
Source: RefSeq, a predicted model, not a curated record
AGAGAGAGAGAGAGAGAGAGAGAGAGAGAGAGAGAGAGAGAGAGAGAGAGAGAGAGAGAGAGAGGUUGGUGAAGAUCAAUUGAGUCUCAGCACGGAGAUCUUCAGUCAAUGACAGCGCGUAUAUUUUCCUGGUGAAGGUGACGCAUAACGGAUUAUUAUGCGUGUGCUGAUCGCCGUGUGCGCGCUCGCGCUGCUCAUCGCCGGAGCUUCUGCCCGCAACGACAAUUUUUUGGACGACAAAUGGUUGACCGGGAGAUGGGACAAAUUUAGAGAUGAACCAGGGACAUGGAGCCCCGGAAAGCCAUUCGAUCAAGCUCUUGACCCUGCCAAAGAUCCAUGCCUCAAGAUUAAAUGUGGCCGCCAUAAAGUGUGCGUGGCAGAAGAUUACCAAACACCAACUUGUAUCAGUCAACGCAGGAUGAGUAUAAAGGACAUGAACUCAAACUCGCCACUACUGAAAUGCAAGCCGUGUCCAGUUGUCCAUCCUUCACCUGUAUGUGGAACAGACGGACACACGUACUCCACCAAGUGUAAACUAGAGUAUCAAGCCUGCAUCUCUGGAAAGCAGAUUUCUGUAAAGUGUCCAGGACAGUGUCCCUGUCCUUCACAGAGUUUAGUGGAGAAGAAAGAAUGCGGUAAUGCUGAAAUGACUGAAGUGGUCAGCAGAUUAAGAGAUUGGAUCACAGUUCUUCAUGAGAAUGGCAAUCGCAGCAAUAAAUUGAAGCUCCAGAAGCCAGAGAAGAAGAUAGAAACGAGUAAGCUGCCCCUCUGUAAGGACUCUCAGGGCUGGAUGUUCUCCAGACUGGACACAAACUUUGACCUUGAGCUUGACCAGUCAGAGCUGUCCAGCCUGAGCUCAGAGAAGAGUGAUGUCUGCACUAAAGCCUUUCUCAGCUCAUGUGACCUGGACAAAAACAAGCUAAUAUCCAGCCAGGAGUGGUGUGCUUGCUUUCAGAAAUAUCAGGAUGCUCCCUGCCAAACAGAGAUCACCAGCAUCCUCAAACAGCAAGUUGUGAAGAAAUUACUGGGGACGUAUAUGCCUUCCUGUGAUGAAGAUGGAUUCUAUAGACCUCAUCAGUGUCAUAGCAGCAGUGGGCAAUGCUGGUGUGUCGACCGCUAUGGAAAUGAGGUUGCAGGGUCGCGCACCCAAGGGUCUGCUGAUUGUGCAGUGGAGGCUUCUGGAGAUUUUGGCAGCGGUGAUUCGCUGCUGUCAGAUGAUGAGGAUGGUGAUGUUUUAAAUGAUGAAGAGGAAAUGGAAGACGAUGAAGAUGAAUACGAACAUACGGAUGAGUAUGGGGACCUGUCGUAAACUGUUUUCCACUUUAAUUUCAAUUUUAUUUUGAUUUACAAACGAGGAGCCAAAUAAAACACAGACUUUCAUUUGGUCUAAAAGCACGUUUCUAGGUGACCUUGACAGAAUAUUAACAUUACUUAAGGGUUCAUCUACCCAGUGCUGUGUAAUAUUUGUACAAAAUUAAUACCGAUAUUGGAUAACCAUAUUCCAUUUUUCUUAGAAAUUCUUAUAUCGAUCCAAAGUGUAUUAACAAAUCUUGGAAUUCAGAAUGGGUUUGGUAAGGACUUCAACCGAUGAGGGUUUGCACUUCUAAACAUGCACAUGAACACGACACAGACAAAACACAUGUUUAUAUGCUGAAGUUGUGUUUUAAAGUUCGUACCUUGCAAGAUUUAUCAAAGAAUAAUAGCAUGAGGGAUUCACAAUGGUUUAUUGCAUUUUGUCUCCUGUGUGAUGAUUUAAUAGGGUCCAAAGAAUAAAAAAAUUUCUUUUUAGUCUUUUUUGAAACACAGUAAAAACUUUCUGCAUAAUCAUGUACCUACUUUUAUUUAACCUCACAGUUUGGUCGCAGCUUAAUAAAGACUUAAAAAUGCAGAAUGAUGUAAUCAGCCAAAAUUGAUUUGAUGUGUAAUAGAGAACAAACUUGGCAUUAUGUUUUUGUGACAGUGUUGAAUUACAAGUGUCA